This is a messenger RNA of Nycticebus coucang (slow loris), 1080 nucleotides long. RefSeq names its product P2X purinoceptor 6-like. Gene Ontology annotation, molecular function: purinergic nucleotide receptor activity; ATP binding; extracellularly ATP-gated monoatomic cation channel activity. Gene Ontology annotation, biological process: response to ATP; monoatomic cation transmembrane transport. NCBI's taxonomy places the organism in Eukaryota, Metazoa, Chordata, Mammalia, Primates, Lorisidae. The transcript has 10 exons. Bases 1 to 981 code for a protein of 326 amino acids. The record is from RefSeq and is a predicted model, not a curated record. Gene Ontology annotation, cellular component: plasma membrane; nuclear inner membrane.
AUGUUCCAAGCUAUGUGCCCUGGGGAGCAGCAGCCAUCCUCGGCCUGGCUUAUCCUGUCCCAGCAGCAAACUCAGGCACCGUCUGUCCCGCUGGCUAACUGCUGGGCCGAUGAGGACUGCCCUGAAGGGGAGACAGGCACACACAGCCACGCACCCCGGCCUAGGCCCUCCCAGGCUCUGUGGAGACUUGAGGGCCUGGAGUUCAUCUUGUGUUUUCAAGACAUAAAAACAGGCCGGAAGCCCCUGCUGAUCCAGGCCCAGAACUUUACUCUGUUCAUCAAAAACACUAUCACCUUCAGCAAGUUCAACUUCUCCAAGUCCAAUGCCUUGGAGACCUGGGACCCCACCUACUUCAAGCACUGCCAGUACGAUCCACGCUCCAGCCCCUACUGCCCUGUGUUCCGCAUUGGGGACCUUGUGGCCACGGCCGGAGGGUCCUUCGAGGACCUGGCGUUGCUCGGCGGCUCUGUGGGCAUUAGUGUCUGCUGGGAUUGCGACCUGGACACCGGGGGCUCUGACUGCCAGCCCCGCUACUCCUUCCAGCUGCAGGAGAGGAGCUACAACUUCAGGACAGCCACACACUGGUGGGAGGACCCAGGCGUGGAGGCCUGGAGCCUGCUCAAGCUGUACGGGAUCCGCUUUGAUAUCCUUGUCACUGGGCAGGCAGGGAAGUUCGGGCUCAUCCCUACAGCCAUCACUCUGGGCACCGGGGCAGCUUGGCUGGGCACAGUCACUUUCCUCUGUGACCUACUGUUGCUUUAUGUGGACAGAGAAGCCCACUUCUACUGGAGGACAAAGUAUGAGGAGGUACGUUGCAGGCCUGCUGGGGGCCUCGAGUUGAGGCCACUUUGCCCAGAUACUGAGGAGAGUCACACUUCAGGGGAUGUUGGCCCAAUCCCUGACCUGCUGUCUUUGUCUGCAGGCAAAGGCCCCGAAGGCAAGUGCCAACUCUCUGUGGAGCAAGCUGCCCAAGUGCUUUAGACAGGGCUGAGCACCUGCCCCCAUGACCACUGUUGCUGGGAGCCAAACACCAACACCAGGGUGGCCCUGUCCAGGCUCUGGCACCCACUCACUGGCCUG